Messenger RNA from Schistocerca gregaria, 8804 nucleotides. RefSeq names its product DNA repair protein RAD50-like. NCBI's taxonomy places the organism in Eukaryota, Metazoa, Arthropoda, Insecta, Orthoptera, Acrididae. The transcript is spliced from 6 exons. The record is from RefSeq and is a predicted model, not a curated record. Gene Ontology annotation, cellular component: Mre11 complex; condensed nuclear chromosome. Gene Ontology annotation, molecular function: double-stranded telomeric DNA binding; ATP hydrolysis activity; single-stranded telomeric DNA binding. Bases 1351 to 6096 code for a protein of 1581 amino acids. Gene Ontology annotation, biological process: telomere maintenance via recombination; chromosome organization involved in meiotic cell cycle; double-strand break repair.
UUUAGAAGUGUGUGGAUAACUGUUGAUGUCGUGGAGAGGAGGAGUUGAUCGGUUGUUCAUUCGAUCGAGAUUUAGAAAUCGAGAGUGCGUGAAUUAUGCAGGGCUUUUCCUCGUAGGUGGUUCUGUUAUGUGUCCGCCAGGGGUAUUCCGAUUAGCGAGAUCAAAUGGCUUUACCGAAUCGUCUGCAUUCAAGAAGUUGCAUUCAAUGAGUCAUAGAUGGGAGAGCGCGGCAUCGGUAUGGAAAUACUGGGAGAAAGGUAGAUUUGACCGAUGUGUGACCCGAAAAGCAUUUUGGGAGAACAGAGGAUUUGACCUGUUUUUAGAAAAAGCCAGAGACGCAAGCAAGAUAGAAUGGAAAAAGAUGGAAAGGAUUUUUGAUACAAGAAACAAUACCGUUGAGCUGAAAUUAUUUUGUAGCGUUCAAAAUAACAAUUCGAAAACUAGAGAAAACGCUGAGAUAGAAGUUGAUCGAGAAAAAGAAAACUCAGAUAGCCGUUCAGUUGGAGAUGACAGUCCUUCUGGUCAACAAGAGCGAGCACUGGUUGCGUUACCACCUAAACAAGUAAAGAAAUUGAAUCGAGGAUGGAUGUUAUUUCGUUUUUUAUACUUAACAAUGACUUAUUUAGCCAAUGCUACAGCUAUUUACUAUUUAUACUCGCAGGUUUUUCCAGAAGAUAGACUGACUGGAUUUCUGGCAUAUGGGACGGAAUUUAUGAGAAGCAUUCCUUUGUUUGACUUGGCUCAGAUGAGUCGUGUUUGGGUUGCAUUACCAAUUGGUUGUCUUUUGUUAAACAUGUUAUCAAUCAAACGUCUUGUUCCUCGAAAAAUUUUGAUACUGGUCAACAUAUCUUAUUUGAUUCUUCAUUUUUACCGCAACUACGAAAUCCUAUUUCAUAUGGGCCAUUUCACCUGGCCCCUCUUGAUUUUGAUGUCUCUGAGGCUUACUUCUUGGUUCGUGUUCAUCGAGCUCGGAUUGAACGCGCCUGAACUCUACAAGUUGUACCCCAUACAUCAAUACGAUGGGGAUCAUCUGAGGGCAAGGACGGUCAAGCUUUUGGACGGAUAUAGUGAGAACCCAAGCAGCAUUCCAGAGCACGGGUGGUUGAUGGUGAAAGUUGUUCUAUUUGCGAGAGCAGUGUGGUCGUAUGGUGUGAUUGGUGUAGAGAAGGCAGAAAGAGCGAAGGAAAAGAUUAAGGAAAUGGCGGGCUGGAAGGAAGAAGGCGAGGAGAAACAAAGAACACCUGAACAAAGUGAUUAGAAAUAAUGCUGCCAUGCAAUCUUAUCCGCGCCUGUCAUAAGUUGAUAAAAAAAGGAAAAAAAUUUUUUUGAGAGGCAGAAUUAUUUGACGGGAUGGCAGCGUUAGAGAGGAUGAUGGUCAGGGGCAUUCGGGCAUAUGACCCUAGUUCUGUAGAGCAAAUAGAGUUCUGCAAGCCCUUGACGUUAAUAAAGGGUCCAAAUGGCGCUGGAAAGACGACAUUGAUAGAAUGCAUGAAAUGGGCUUGUACUGACUCAGUACCGCCCGGGUCGGGGAAGGGUCAGUAUUUUGUGCAUGACUUAAAGAUGUUGGGUGGCGGGGAAGUGGUGGCGGAGGUGGUUCUAGAUUUUCGAGGUGGUGGUGAUGUGUUGAGGGUGGCGAGAAAGGCGAAGUUGCAAUAUGGGAAAGAUGGGAAAUAUAGGUUCAGCAGGUUGUCGGCAAGCUUGACAGAGUGGAGGGAGAAAGGUGGAGAGGAGAAGGUGUCAUGUACAGAAUCAGAUCGAGUAAAUGCGUUGAUAGAGUCCAGAUUGGGGGUCAAUCAAAUGAUACUGGAAGAGGUUUUUUUUUGUCAUCAGAGUCAAUCUACAUGGCCGUUGGAUGAUCCAUCUACGUUGAAGUCUCAUCUAGACAAGGUGUUUGAGACGACGGCAUACACAUAUGUAUUAAGGCAGUUGAAAGAGUUAAGGAAGGAUUAUAAGAGAGAACUGAUGGAUGAAAAGGAGAGUUUUGCGGAGAUUGACAAGGGUUUAGGGAGAUAUGAAGACGCGAUGCGGCACGUAGAGCUAGCUGAGAAGAGGGUGGCUGAGUUAGAGAAGGACGACAAGGAAGCAGAGGAAGAGAUAGAAAGGCAUCAAAUAGAGAUCGCAGCAUUGGAUGCAGAACUGUGCAAGGCAAACAGGGACAGAGAUACGUUGAACGCGCUACAGGCGCAGAUGAAGGAGAAGGAGGGGGAGCUGAGGCAGCGCAGAGCGGAUGCGAAUGUGAUGGGAGACCGCCUGGACGAAGAAGAAUGUCGUUUGAAGCACUUGAUGAGUCAUUUAAAGGAGGAAGUGGAGAAAGGGAAACAAGCGACGAGGGAAGGCGAAUCGAAGAUAGAAUCGUUGCGUAAUGAACUAGAAAAGUUUCAAGAUCGUUUGGCGAGGCGCGAAUGUUUCGAGAAUCAGAUUUUGGCAGAAAGGAAGAGGCGAGAUAGUUUGGUGCUUGAGAUGGCAUCGAAGUGCCAAUUAUCGCUGGCAGACAGAGAAGAGGAUACAUGCAAGAUAUUGUCUGCUGCCAGAUCAGUGAAGUCUGGGUACGAGGGGGCCAUUCUCGAGGAAGAGGAGUGCCAUAAAUCGGAAGUGGUUAAAUUGGAUUCAGAACUUAUGGAGAAGGAGAAAGAAUGCCAUGAGGCGGAUGUGGAACAGCGUCUGCGGAAUUCCGAGGUUUCGAGAUUAUCUGAGCAUAUUUCUGACUUGGAGCGUCAGUUGAGAUGCAUGUUAUCCUCGCUCGCUAUCAAUGAGUGCAAGAUAGGUUCGUGGAUGGAGGCCGUGAACAUACAUUGGAAUUUUGACAUCGAGCCGAAAUGGUCGAGCUUGAAGUCCGAAUUGGACGAGUUGAAUGCACAAAUUGAAAAGAAAGAUUGGAAGACCGAUAUUGAGUUAUGCACGCUUCAAACAUCUUCAUGGUCGCUUCAAAGAAGCUGCUUGAGUACUCGCCUGCGCCAUUUGGACGAUUGGAAAGCGCAGCUGGAUCGUGUCUAUGGUCAAAUGAAGGAUUUAUGGGGGAUUGAAAAGAAUUUUCAUCUUUAUUGGUCAAAUUUUGAUUGGACUAAAAAUUGGAUAUGGCAAACAUUGCACGAAUAUUUAAGAGGUAAGUUGGAUAUAGAUGAGCAUUUUUCGACAUUUCUGCAGGACGACACAUCCAUUUUGUCGAACUGGUCAAGGAAACAGCUUUUGAUGGCGGCGAUUUGCUCUUCGAUCUGGUUUAAGGCAGAAUCUGCACCUCUUCUCGCAGAUCGAUGUCUUGAGUUGGAGUGCUUAUUCGGCUCAUUGGCUUCUUCGCAGACGUUCGAGGCGCAUUUUGAGGUGCUGAAGCGCGUGUUUGGUAUCCUCAAUAUCCAGAAAUGGCCCGGAUACACAUCCUUCUAUGACGUAGUGGGAAUUUAUGAUGCAGAAGGUCUAUCUGGAAAUGGGGGUCUUCCAUUUUCUUGUGCUAGGUUUUUUUCGUCGUCUGGCUACGAUUGCUUACGCAGGUUUCUAUCGGAUAGCUUGAGCGAGCUGCGCACGUCGGCCGAGUCUCAGUCGACGAAUCUGAGAGCACUGAAAAAAGAGUUGAGCGAUUGUGAGUGUCGCCUGGAAUCUGAGAGAGGUGCGCUCGAGUGCUACAGAAAGCGCGUUGAGGAGCUCGGGGCCUCUAUGCAAGGCGCAGACGAAACGGAGCUGAACGAGAAGCUGGAAAGGUUGAACGCCUUGGAGAAGGAAUACGAACAAUCUGUACUUGUUUUAGAGCAUUCGAUUGGCCUGUAUGGCAUGCUGAGGUCUCGUGCGCAUCAGAACACCUCUUGUCCUUUAUGUUCGACUAGUUUGUCUUCUGAGGAAUCGAGACAGGCUUUAGAGAAGAGCGUGUCGGAACUGGUCGAUCAGGCACCGGAAGAGCUGGCACUGACUCGAGAGAAGCUGGAGCGUGUGCACUCUGACCUUUCGGAGCUGCGUGUGCAGCUUGUCUUAUGCAACGAGCGAAUGGAUCUGUUGGAGAAGAUAAAAUCGACCGAAGCGGCGGAGUCGGCGUUGAGGGUGGUGAUUUGGCGUCGACAACAAGAAAUAGCCUCAAUCAACUGCGCGAACGAGUUGUUGAAACAAAGAAAGGAUUGUCUGCAAGACCUCCUUGAUCGACUUAGGCGUGGUCACGAACUGGCCCAGAGAAUCAACGAAAAAGAGGAUGAGCUGAAAAAAAGCUUCGACGGACUGACUUCAUGGGAGCUCAGGUAUUCGAAUUUAUGGUCGGUUGUAUGCAGAGAAGAGCAGGAAUGGAAGAAGGAGUGGAAUCUCGGUCCUGAUGACCGCAGAUUGGAUCCCGAAGGAGUCAAACAAAUAACGCAUAAUCUGAACACGGCCAUAAGUGAAAUGGGCGAUUUAGACGACAAUCUAGCGAGACCAGAUUCCAAAGUCGUUUCUAACGACCGUGAAUUCAAAGUGAAGUUACAAUAUGGUGAUGACAUCAAUCCUGAUGACGACUAUGAAUUUUGUUUCAAAAAAAAAAAACUGGAUUCCCAACUACCGCCUAUUCUGUUAUCCACCAGCAGUCUAUAUUGGUCCAAUUUAUUUGUCAAUUGUUUCCGUGAGCGAUUCGAAACGCUUCAUUCCUUUUCCGAGCGCUGUCUGUCUUCUUGUAAUUCUCGGAUCGAGCGCCUUCGCGCUAUGUCCUAUCAGCAUCUAUCUCGUCGCCAGGAAUUAGAAAAUUCGCUAUGCCCCUUAGAAAAGAUCAGAACCAAGAUAGAAGCUUUUCGAAAGAGCCAUGAUACCUUGCUUCAGCUGCGAGAAGAGCUCGGCAAAGCACAAGCGGUUGCCGCUCAGUGUCAACAAAUCUAUUGCGAUCUCUCGCUCAAGCUCGAAGAAAUUCGCGCACGUCGCCAGCAGGCUCUAAGCCAACGUGUUGAGAGCAUCUCGCGUUUGAAAAAAGAGCUUUGGCAAUUAUCAGAGUGCCUGUUGCUAGUUGAAGAAGCCGAAGACAAGCUUUCUUCCACCGCCUCCAAAAUUCAACAGGAAGCUAUGGACCUUCCUGAAAUAAGGUCUUCUUGUACGCGCAUCAAAGCCGAAAUCGAUGCUCGACUUUCUGAACGCACGCAACAAGAUAAUUCUCUCAAUCGCCUCGGCUCUGAGCUGGAAUCUGCCAGUCGUCUAUACGACAACGUCUGCGCUAUCUUGUCUCUUGAAAAGAAAAUCAGUUCGAUGAUAGACGCAGCUCGGAGCCUUCUUGGUGCAAGCGCCGAUUCUGACGUGCUCGACAUUGAGAAAUGCAUCGUGGACAAAAUUUGCUCCCUUAAAUCGCAAAUCUCCACCUGUUCUUGCCAUGUGUCAGAAUGCCAGAAACGGCUUUCUGCCAACGAGGGCGAGAAAAAAGUGCUCGGGGAGCAAAAAAAGUGCUCUCAGGCCAUUAUGGACGAGGUCAGCCAAAAGCUCGCUGCUUCUGGAGAAGGCUUGCCUUCAAACGAAUUGAAGCCGUUUGACAUUUUCAGAGAACACAAAAAGUCCAAGUCGCGUUUAUUGCUGAUUACGUGUUUGAUUCAAGACUUAGAAGAGUAUGCGAGAAUUUUGGACAAGGCGUUGGCUAAGUUUCAUUCGAUGAAGAUAGCGGAAAUCAACAGGAGGGUGAAAGAGCUGUGGAGGGCGACAUAUCAGGAAGCAGACAUUGACUUUGUACAGUUGAAGGCAGAGGAGUUGAAAAGGAAUCAGGAGUCAGAAAAGUUUUCCAUGAGGCCGGAAUACGAGUACAAGUUAGUAAUGCACUGUCAGGGAGUAGAAGUGCCGAUGAAGGGAAGAUGCAGCGCAGGUCAGAAAAUGCUGGCGAGUUUAGUAUUUCGAUUAUCGUUGGCAGAUUGUUUUCACACUAGAUGUCAAUUUUUUGUACUAGACGAACCUACAACAAACUUAGAUGAAAAGAAUAGACAAUCUUUGGCAGAGACGUUAGCCAGAUUAGCAAGAGAGCGUAGCAAAGUAGGAAACUUUCAGUUGAUAGUGAUUACACACGAUCCGGUCUUCUUUAGCCAGCUGUCUAGAGAGCACAUUUCCGAUUAUUAUUGGGAAGUUCAUAAGAACAAAGGCCAAUAUUCAACGGUGACUAAGAAGCCGAUCGACGAGCUCUGAGCGGAUAUGAGAUAUUAUCUUGCUUUCAAAGAGGUUGUGUGCUGCGUCUAGCGCCCAGUAUGCACACGGGAUGUGGCGUAGAGUGUGUAUGAAUGCGGGGUUCGGGGUGAGCGAGCAGCGCGAAAAGCAAGUAACCGGGGAGAAAGAAGAAAUUGCCGUGGCGAAAAGGAAAGGGGGUAAGAAAGGCAGGAUGUACCACAUAAAAAUUUCAGAAGUUUAAUUUUUCUCACAAAGUGUACAAAGAGGGCUCUCGGGGUACCUACUGGUAUGACAGACAAGAGCACGGAUGGCAGAGGAGUAGGGGGAGAAGGAGACGUUUUGGUAUUUGAGUGUGACGAGGAGGAAAAGGCGUGGAUUCCUUGGAGGAAGAGUGGGAGUGAGGUGUGUAGAGUAGGUGUAUCGCGAAGCAAAGAGACAUGGAUCGAGCUGAGAAGAAAAAACGAGAAAGAGGUGCUGGAGAGAGCGACAGUGGGGAAUUAUGUGAAGGCGAAUGAUAGUGAGAACUAUUAUUUGUGGUUGGCUGAGGACAAACGGUGGUUGGGGUUGAUGUUUUUGGAUAAGACGGUGGGAAGGUUAUUUUAUUACCAGACGAGCAAGUAUCUUCGAGGAGAGGAGGACCAGGAAGAAAGAAAGACGGGGGAUGCUGGAAGGGAGAAGUGGUAUUGGAUGUCUUUUUUAGGUUCUCUGCCGUAUCCUACAAAUGUAGACAAGAACGCGGAGGAGUUGUUGAACGAGGCGAAAGAUGGCGUUUAUGUGUCUUCGAGUGAGGUGCAGGGGGACACACCCGGUGUGAAGACGAAGAGAAAAAAUGUUAUUGACGAGUUAUUGAAGACAGAAGCCGAUUAUGUGAUGGCGUUGAAUUUGAUGAGAGAAAUGUAUAUUAUUCCUUUGAAAUAUGCGCCGAGGUUUGGAGUGAACAUAUUAAAGCCGGGAGAGUUCGAGUCUGUGACGUACGGAUUCGAACAGAUUUACAAGUUGAAUACUGAGCUUCUUAAAGAGCUGGAGCAUGUCCGAGCAGAUGGCUUGUUAUACCUCCACGUUGGAAAAAUAAUGUGUUUAUUUGCUUAUAGCAUGAAGUUGUACAUCGACUAUGUGAACAACUACAAUAAUGCGAUUCGCAUUUUUAGAGAGUAUGAACAAACUAACUCAACCUUCAAGACGUAUUUGCGAUUGUGCGUAGAGGACCCGGUUUCUAGCCGUCGAAGCCUGUGGGAUUUCUGGAUUAUGCCUGUUCAGCGCAUCCCCAGGUAUUGUCUCCUGUUAAGUCAGUUGCUACGGGAUACGCCGGCAAGCCAUUGCGACUAUAAAAAUCUUGAGAGUGCACUGAAAAUGUUCAAGGAAAUGGCAGAAUAUAUCAACUCGAAGAAAAAAGAUUUCGACAAUCUGACUAAAGUGUCUCUCAUUCAGGAAAGAUUCGAUCCGAAAGCUAAACAAAAACUUCUGAAGGAUCGACGUACGUUCAUCCAAGAAGGCAAACUCUUCCUGAAGUCGACUAUUUAUCCCUCGAGCGAUGCGUCAUCUUCAAGUGCCAAUAACCGAAACAGCGCUGAGUCCAAUUCAGAGACUCAUUCCGAAUAUCAGCUUCCUUCUGCCGCCGUCACCGCCUUAACACCUCCUUUGACAGGAAAGAAAAAGCUAAAAAAAGAUAAGCAUCCUUCCAACAGCGUGGCGGCGCUCCUAGACUCUUCAUCAGGUUCUUCACAUGGAGAAGAAAAUGCUCUGGAAGUUGAAUGUUUUCUCUUCAAUGAUUUAUUUUUGUGGGCCUCAAAAACCAAACAUGACUACUUGGUCGAACUUGGGCGAUACUCCGUCCACCAAAUUCUUGAUGUUCAGCUUUUGGCGCCUUCCAAAGCGUCUUCUAUUUACGAAUUCUCCAUCAGCACCAACAAUCAAGAGACCCACUUCUAUUCUCAUGAUGAAGACACAGCUCAGAAGUGGGUACAAUCUAUCCACAUCGCCUGUCGUAACUCUGUCCUAGCCAAAGAGGCAGAAAUUGCCAGAAUGAAGCGGGUCAGCUCUAAAGCUUGAAAAGCCUCUUGUGACUCUCUCUCUCUCUCCCUCUCUCUCUCUCUCUUUUUUUUUUUCUCCUGUACUAUACACAUUUCCGUAAAACGGUUAUAUGUUCUGCUGAAGUAAAAUACAUUCCCAUCUGCCUUCAGCCAGGAGCAGGCCGCGCCGGGCUGGUUUUGUGAAAUGCGCGCGGGGCAGGUUGCGAAGCCGGGGAGGGCAGAGGGGGCCAAUUUCCAAUUCAACGGGAGACAAGGGCCGCCAACUUACCAUAUCGCUCUCUAUGUCAAGAGAGGGAGGGCAUUAGACAAGGUUUUUCUAUUCUUGAUCUCAGGGACUUUGAGCAUUGUAACACGGGGGGGUGGAAGAAGGGAUUGACAGGUCUGAACGAAUGUCCAUAGAAGAUAGGUGGCUGACGCGCGGGUAGAGUGAACAACUCCGACAAAGAGGAAAAAAAAUGUACUGAUACGUUUGGGAAAAAAGCGGAAUCGAGAAAUUCUAAGUAUAGGGAGAGGGCUCCAGAAACUCGUGCCUCCAUUGUUGGAGAGAGGGACCGAAUAAGAAGAUGAGUGGAAAACCUACGAUGGGGGCUGUGCCGGCUGUGGUUUGAUGGAAGUUGUCAAAGUGAAAAAACAAACUUUUUUGAUAAACAAAGGGGUAAAGCUCAAAGCAAGCAGCCUGAACCCAAGAGGUGUAAGGUA